Lytechinus pictus (painted urchin) is the source of this 9293-nucleotide messenger RNA. RefSeq names its product sushi, von Willebrand factor type A, EGF and pentraxin domain-containing protein 1-like. Gene Ontology annotation, molecular function: calcium ion binding. The transcript has 42 exons. Lineage: Eukaryota; Metazoa; Echinodermata; Echinoidea; Temnopleuroida; Toxopneustidae. The record is from RefSeq and is a predicted model, not a curated record. The coding region runs from base 12 to 7340 and encodes 2442 amino acids.
CAGAUUGAAGAAUGUUCUCAGGAGCAGCAAAGUUCGUCUUCGUGAUCAUUUUCGGUCUCAUGGUCAUCGAUUUCACAUUGACAUCGUCCGAACUUCAGUCAGUCUGUGGAGAAAUAAAUGUUACAACCUGGUAUAAUGUGUCUAGGACCAUCAGAGUGACAUAUAUCGAAGAGAAAGACGGUGUGACGAGGAUAAGGGCGAGAAACGAGAUACAUUUCUUCUUAGAAAACAGAACAGAACUCCAAGAUGUCUGCUGCCCUGGUUUCACAAAACAUGGAAAUGCAUGUUUGAUUGUGAAUUGUUCCAUCCCCGAUGUCUUCCCGUCACAUCUGAGUGCAGUGAACAUCGAAUGUUCUUCUGGAGCUACUGUAGAAUAUAAUACAUCAUGUACCUAUGAGUGUGAUACCGGAUACAUGACAAUAAGUCCUACAUCAUUAUCAUGUACAGAAAGUGGGGAGCUGUCAAUGGACCUUCCUAACUGCACAGUUGUGACCUGCUCUAUACCUGAUGAUUUCCCGCCACAUGUCAUUGCAAUAGUAGAUGGCUGUACAUCUGGAUCUUUCAUAGAAUAUGGUACAUCGUGUGCUUACGAAUGUGAUACUGGAUACCAAACUACAGAUCUUACAAAAUCAACUUGUCUAGAAAAUGGAACACUGUCGAUCGAUCUUCCUGCCUGCACAGUUGUGAAUUGUUCCAUCCCCGAUGUCUUCCCGUCUCAUCUGAGUGCACUAAACAACGAAUGUUCUUCUGGAGCUACUGUAGAAUAUAAUACAUCUUGUUCCUAUGACUGUGAUAAUGGAUACAAUACAACGGGUCCUACCUCAUUAUCAUGUACAGAAAGUGGAGAGUUGUCAGGAGAUCUUCCGAAUUGCACAGGUGAUGUCACAUUGACAUCGUCUGAGCUGCAGUCAGUCUGUGGAGAAAUAAAUGUUACAAUCUGGUAUAAUGUGUCUAGGACCAUCAGAGUGACAUAUAUCGAAGAGAAAGACGGUGUGACGAGGAUGAGGGCGAGAAACGAGAUACAUUUCUCCUUAGAAAACAGGACAGAACUCCAAGAUGCCUGCUGCCCUGGUUUCAUAAAACAUGGAAAUGCAUGUUUGAUUGUGAAUUGUCCCAUCCCCGAUGUCUUCCCGUCUCAUCUGAGCGCAGUGAACACCAAUUGUUUUUCUGGAGCUACUGUAGAAUAUAACACAUCAUGUACCUAUGAGUGUGAUAAUGGAUAUAUGACAACAGGUCCUGCGUCAUUGUCAUGUACAGAAACUCGAGAGCUGUCAGGAGAUCUUCCGAAUUGCACAGUUGUGACCUGCUCUAUACCUGAUGAUUUCCCGCCACAUGUCAUUGCAAUAGUAGAUGGCUGUACAUCUGGAUCUAUCAUAGAAUAUGGUACAUCGUGUGCUUAUGAAUGUGAUACUGGAUACCAAACUACAGAUCUUACAAAGCUAACUUGUCUAGAAAGUGGCAUGCUGUCGAUAGGUCUUCCUAACUGUUCAGUUGUGACCUGCUCUAUACCUGAGGACUUCCCGCCACAUGUCAUUGCAAUAGUAGAUGGCUGUACAUCUGGAUCUUUCAUAGAAUAUGGUACAUCUUGUGCUUAUGAAUGUGAUACUGGAUACCAAACUACAGAUCUUACAAAGUUAACUUGUCUAGAAAAUGGAACACUGUCGAUCGAUCUUCCUACCUGCACAGUUGUGAAUUGUUUCAUCCCCGAUGUCUUCCCGUCUCAUCUGAGCGCAGUGAACACCAAUUGUUCUUCUGGAGCAACUGUAGAAUAUAAUACAUCAUGUACAUAUGAGUGUGAUACUGGAUACAUGACGACGGGUCCUACCUCUUUAUCAUGUGCAGAAAGUGGGGAGCUGACAAUGGACCUUCCUAACUGCACAGUUGUGACCUGCUCUGUACCGGAUGACUUCCCGCCACAUGUCAUUGCAAUAGUAGAUGACUGUACAUCUGGAUCUAUCAUAGAAUAUGGUACAUCAUGUGCUUAUAAAUGUGAUACUGGAUACCAAACUACAGAUCUUACAAAUUUAACUUGUCUAGAAAGUGGCAUGCUGUCGAUAGGUCUUCCUAACUGUUCAGUGGUGACCUGCUCUAUACCUGAUGAUUUUCCGCCACAUGUCAUUGCAAUAGUAGAUGACUGUACAUCUGGAUCUAUCAUAGAAUAUGGUGCAUCGUGUGCUUAUGAAUGUGAUACUGGAUACCAAACUACAGAUCUUACAAAGUUAACUUGUCUAGAAAAUGGAACACUGUCGAUCAAUCUUCCUACCUGCACAGUUGUGAAUUGUUCCAUCCCCGUUGUCUUCCCGUCUCAUCUGAGCGCAGUGAACAUCGAAUGUUCUUCUGGAGCUACUGUAGAAUAUAAUACAUCAUGUACCUAUGAGUGUGAUACUGGAUACAUGACAACAGAUCCUGCAUCAUUAUCAUGUGCAGAAAGUGGGGAGCUGACAAUGGACCUUCCUAAUUGCAUAGCUGUGACCUGUUCGAUUCCUGACGCCUUCUCGCCAUAUGUUAGUGCAACAGAAAGUCAAUGUUCAUCAGGAUCUAUGAUAGAAUAUAAUACAUCCUGUACCUAUGAAUGCGAUACUGGACACAGGAUAACUGGUGCUGCAACAUUAUUAUGUUCGGAAGGUGGGCAGCUGUCUGGAAACCUUCCAAACUGCACAGACGUUACGUGUAUCAUUCCCGAUGACUUUCCAUCACAUCUUAGUUCAGUCGAUGGCAACUGUUCACCAAGAUCUUCCAUCGGCUACAACACCACUUGUACUUUUGUAUGUGAUACUGGGUAUAAUCUGGUAGGAUCCAAUUUGGUGUCCUGCACUGGAAGUGGAGCUUUAUCGGCCGAAUUGCCAAGUUGUGCAAAUGUCUCGUGUGACGUGCCAUCGACUUUUGACUCUGUAACGUCAACAUGUGAUGUUGGGUCAACGGUCACGUACAGUACUUCCUGUGAAUUUUCAUGCACUUCCGGUGUCAUUGAGAGUGGAAACGCAGAACGGUUCUGCCGCGCAGAUGGCACAUUUUCUGGCAACGACCUCACUUGCACAGAGGUUAUGUGCAACAUUCCAAUCUAUUCUUCUCCGCUUUCGUCUUCCCAGUGCCAUGCCGGAGGCCGUGUAGCUUUCGGGACACUUUGUCAAUUUAAUUGUGAAAGUGGUGACAUCACUCAACCCGCUAACAUCACCUGUACUAAUACAGGUCAACUGCAGAAUGACCUUCCACAAUGUCCAGUUGUGACCUGCUCUAUACCUGAUGAUUUCCCGCCACAUGUCAUUGCAAUAGUAGAUGGCUGUACAUCUGGAUCUAUCAUAGAAUAUGGUACAUCUUGUGCUUAUGAAUGUGAUACUGGAUACCAAACUACAGAUCUUACAAAGUUAACUUGUCUAGAAAAUGGCAUGCUGUCGAUAGGUCUUCCUAACUGUUCAGUUGUGACCUGCUCUAUACCUGAGGACUUCCCGCCAAAUGUCAUUGCAAUAGUAGAUGACUGUUCAUCUGGAUCUAUCAUAGAAUAUGGUACAUCGUGUGCUUAUAAAUGUGAUACUGGAUACCAAACUACAGAUCUUACAAAGUUAACUUGUCUAGAAAAUGGAACACUGUCGAUCGAUCUUCCUACCUGCACAGUUGUGAAUUGUUCCAUCCCCGAUGUCUUCCCGUCUCAUCUGAGCGCAGUGAACAUCGAAUGUUCUUCUGGAGCUACUGUAGAAUAUAAUACAUCAUGUACAUAUGAGUGUGAUACUGGAUACAUGACGACGGGUCCUACCUCUUUAUCAUGUGCAGAAAGUGGGGAGCUGACAAUGGACCUUCCUAAUUGCACAGUUGUGACCUGCUCUAUACCUGAUGAUUUCCCGCCAAAUGUCAUUGCAAUAUUAGAUGACUGUACAUCUGGAUCUAUCAUAGAAUAUGGUACAUCGUGUGCUUAUGAAUGUGAUACUGGAUACCAAACUACAGAUCUUACAAAGUUAACUUGUCUAGAAAAUGGAACACUGUCGAUCGAUCUUCCUACCUGCACAGUUGUGACCUGCUCUAUACCUGAUGACUUCCCGCCAAAUGUCAUUGCAAUAGUAGAUGACUGUUCAUCUGGAUCUAUCAUAGAAUAUGGUACAUCUUGCGCUUAUGAAUGUGAUACUGGAUACCAAACUACAGAUCUUACAAAGUUAACUUGUCUAGAAAAUGGAACACUGUCGAUAGAGCUUCCUACCUGCACAGUUGUGAAUUGUUCCAUCCCCGAUGUCUUCCCGUCUCAUCUGAGCGCAGUGAACAUCGAAUGUUCUUCUGGAGCUACUGUAGAAUAUAAUACAUCAUGUACAUAUGAGUGUGAUACUGGAUACAUGACGACGGGUCCUACCUCUUUAUCAUGUGCAGAAAGUGGGGAGCUGACAAUGGACCUUCCUAAUUGCACAGUUGUGACCUGCUCUAUACCUGAUGAUUUCCCGCCAAAUGUCAUUGCAAUAUUAGAUGACUGUACAUCUGGAUGUAUCAUAGAAUAUGGUACAUCGUGUGCUUAUGAAUGUGAUACUGGAUACCAAACUACAGAUCUUACAAAGUUAACUUGUCUAGAAAAUGGAACACUGUCGAUCGAUCUUCCUACCUGCACAGUUGUGACCUGCUCUAUACCUGAUGACUUCCCGCCAAAUGUCAUUGCAAUAUUAGAUGACUGUUCAUCUGGAUCUAUCAUAGAAUAUGGUACAUCUUGCGCUUAUGAAUGUGAUACUGGAUACCAAACUACAGAUCUUACAAAGUUAACUUGUCUAGAAAAUGGAACACUGUCGAUCGAUCUUCCUACCUGCACAGUUGUGACCUGCUCUAUACCUGAUGAUUUCCCGCCACAUGUCAUUGCAAUAGUAGAUGACUGUACAUCUGGAUCUAUCAUAGAAUAUGGUGCAUCGUGUGCUUAUAAAUGUGAUACUGGAUACCAAACUACAGAUCUAACAAAGUUAACUUGUCUAGAAAGUGGAACACUGUCGAUCGAUCUUCCUACAUGCACAGUUGUGAAUUGUUCCAUCCCCGAUGUCUUCCCGUCACAUCUGAGCGCAGUGAACAUCGAAUGUUCUUCUGGAGCUACCGUAGAAUAUGAUACAUCAUGUACCUAUGAGUGUGAUACUGGAUACAUGACAACAGAUCCUGCAUCAUUAUUAUGUGCAGAAAGUGGGGAGCUGACAAUGGACCUUCCUAAUUGCAUAGUUGUGACCUGUUCGAUUCCUGACGCCUUCUCGCCAUAUGUUAGUGCAACAGAAAGUCAAUGUUCAUCAGGAUCUAUGAUAGAAUAUAAUACAUCCUGUACCUAUGAAUGCGAUACCGGAUACAGGAUAACUGGUGCUGCAACAUUAUUAUGUUCGGAAGGUGGGCAGCUGUCUGGAAACCUUCCAAACUGCACAGACGUUACGUGUAUCAUUCCCGAUGACUUUCCAUCACAUCUUAGUUCAGUCGAUGGCAACUGUUCACCAAGAUCUUCCAUCGGCUACAACACCACUUGUACUUUUGUAUGUGAUACUGGGUAUAAUCUGGUAGGAUCCAAUUUAGUGUCCUGCACUGGAAGUGGAGCUUUAUCGGCCGAAUUGCCAAGUUGUGCAAAUGUCUUGUGUGACGUGCCAUCGACUUUUGACUCUGUCACGUCAACAUGCGAUGUUGGGUCAACGGUCACGUACAGUACUUCCUGUGAAUUUUCAUGCACUUCCGGUGUCAUUGAGAGUGGAAACGCAGAACGGUUCUGUCGCGCAGAUGGCACAUUUUCUGGCAACGACCUCACUUGCGCAGAGGUUAUGUGCAACAUUCCAGUCUAUUCUACUCCGCUUUCGUCUUCCCAGUGCCAUUCCGGAGGCCGUGUAGCUGUCGGGACACUUUGCCAAUUUAAUUGUGAAAGUGGUGACAUCACUCAACCCGCUAACAUCAUCUGUACUAAUACAGGUCAACUGCAGAAUGACAUUCCACAAUGUCCAGAGACGUGUGGUUCGGCAGUGUGUAGCGAAAGCCAGUACUGUGGAUCUAAUGACACAUGCCGCUGUGUAAGGGGUUCUUUGACAGCACAAGCGGUGUGUUCAGAUUCAUGCAGAGGCGCCUGUUCCAUCAAUGAAAUAUGUGCUGCUAAUAGUGUGGCCAGGGUAUCCGCUUGUGACUGCGCCCCAGGAAAAGUUCGAGAAAUGGACAACAAUCAGUGUCUCGAUGCCGUUAAUCUGGAGGGAACCAUUACGGUGCUGGAGAUCAACGGCUCGGAAGCCAUAUUCUCUGAAGAACUGGGAAACACAGGUAGCUCAGAGUUCCAGCAAAUUGAGUCAACAUUUUCACAACAGAUCAUGUCGACCAUUGGGUCAGUCAAUCACAGCAUCGAUGACGUCACUAUUAUCAGUAUCACGAGCGGCAGUUUGAUAAUCACCUACAGACUCGUCUUUGCGACAGCACCCGAAUCUAACCCGGAAGUACUUGCUGACGAGCUGAGUAUGACCUUAAAGCAGCACCUAGACAGUAAUAACGGAAUACUUGAUUCUACCACAAGUACUAUCUACCAGGUGGAUCGUGAUGCUCCUUCACUACAAGUUUUGACAAUGGACGAAUGUUCAGAUCCCAAUUCAAAUGAUUGUUCUUCAAACGCAAUUUGCAUCAACCACGACUUGGCAGGUGGGUUCACAUGCAAAUGUUUACCCGGAUACCGUGACCUCUACCCUGAAGUACUUCCUGGUCGUUUCUGUUUUACAAAUCAUUCUGAGAAUUCUGAUCCUGAUGAUCCGGUAACUGGAAAAGCAAUGUACCUGGCUAUUGGGAUAGUCUGUGGUGUUUUCAUCGUGAUCGUAGUCAUUGUCCUUCUAGGCAGUCGGGCCUACGUGAACUCAAGGUGGAGAAAGUAUUACGAGGAAAGCGUGAAUAACCCUACGACAUCCGAGACUUACAGUAGAAAAUAUCCAUACCUUGAUAGCUACCAAAUCGAACUCAAUGGAGGCUUGUUUGACGAAGUAAAGAGCACACAGCCACGAGAUCACCCAUUGUAUGUAAACUACUCGCGAACAAACGCUGGAAAUGGUAAAAGGACGUCAAGAAGGAAAGAUUUGACUUCCAACUCUGAGGCUCCGAAGUUUUCCUCUGACGGUCCGACUUAUUCUUCAGCUGGAACGGACACCAAUCUUGAUUAUUCAAAAGCAAUAUCAACCAAUGGUUAUCAUGGGUAUGGCGGACAACAUCUACAUUACCCUUACCAUAAUGGGAUAGUGAUAAAAGACCAUUUGCCGCAGACGAAAAGACUGAAGACGAACGGAGGAGUAGGGAGGUAUUCAUCAACAAAACCCAGAGGCCACAUGGGACAUGGAGACCAUCUACCUUUAGAUGCGCCACAUAGAGCUACAUACGUCACACGAUUUUGAUGCAGCAAGUGGACAUCAUGGUUCGACGACUGACGACGAGCCAGGUUUUCAUCAUUGACCAUUAUGGUCAUCGAUGGUCAGAGUCAUUCAUGUCAAUGAACAAAGCACGCCAAGCGCAAUGGAGGGACUUGGAACACAGUGACGGAAUGCCAAACAUGAACGAAAAAAGGCCCUUGUAUCCACUCUACACCGGUCACCUGCAGUUGACAUCUUGUAAAUUGAUUUUUAAUCAAGUCCUUUGGAACGAGAUUAUUACGUGGAUGUUGUUUUUCCCUCGGAAUGGGACCAGAAUGCAAUACGUGCCUAAAGCAGAAGGGUAGACAUUUAUGAUGAUGACAAAUACUUAUGUUCUAACUUCCACUGAGCGGGAUCGUGCAAAAAGCUACUGACUUUGAUAUUACAAUGAUAAUGCAUAUGAAUUCAUUAGCUUUCAUUACUUUUUCUGAUUUAUUCUGAUUAAAGCAUCAAUCAUUUUGAUUGCACAACAGUAACGAAAGCACCACAAAGUAGAAAUACAUGCAGUAAUGAAAUAAUCAUAGUCUUUAUGGUGAUUAAGAACGUAUGUCGCCUAAAAAAUACAUUUAUAAUAUUCGAGCCUACACUUCGUAUAAAAACUUUUUAGUUAAAGUUACACUUGAAAAAAGAAUCUUAUAACAACUUUUAUUUAGUUAUAAAAGAAAAAAAGUCAAGUAGUCAAGCAAGCGAUAAAAAUCAGUGUUAAUUCAGUAUAUAUCGUAGAUUAAGUUUGGGCAACAAACUUUAGCACAAUGGUGUGAUCUACGCCAAAAAGUCGGCACACUAAAGACCGCCAAUAAAUGUACUUAUAUUUUGGAACGUGUAUCAGCUUUCACUUGGUUUAACCAUCACCUUUUUAGUCUAAUACUCUUUUCGGCUAACUUCAAUUAUUUUAGCGCCAAGACAGUCCAAAUUCCACUUCGUAUACCUAUUGUUGUUGUUUUUUGCACUUUGUCAAAUGAAAAUUUGGAUCAUGAACAGUUCAAUCUAAUCAUACAUGUAUAGAAAAUAAGUGGUGUCAGAUCAAGGCGUAUUAAUAGACGAAACGGUUUUAGCCUACCUGGAAAUUCGACAAAAUGGUAAAUGGGCUAUUAAAGUUGUAAUAAGAUCAAAAUGUUAACAAAACAGUUGUAGGCAAACUAGAAUUAGACCGCGUGGGUGAAGAUCAAACGGGAAGUAGACAUGGCCCUGGGAAGCGACCAAUUUGACUUCCAUUUUGUAGCGAAAACCUUCUUUUUUCUUAUUUUUCUUUUCAAAUUUAAAUCAUCAUCUCCUGUAAAAAAAAAAUCGUUCCCAGGGAUCUGGAAUUAGACAUAAAGUGUGUGCAGAUCAAAGAGAUCUCUAAGAUGUAGACUGGAUGCCAUUUUGCCGAAUGUUUGUCUUGAUUCUCAAUUGCGGACUUUCUAACAAUACUAUUUGGCACAUGAUAUUUAAUUCUUCAUUUAAAAAAAAAUAGAUAAUCUUGUUUUCCACCUCGUUUUGAAGUCGUUACCAGAGAGUGAAUAUACUUUUCUUUUCAAGCACAUUUCGGUUUACUCAAGUACUCGACAAAAAACUCAUUACAUAAUUAUUAAAAGUGGUUGAUGAAGUGGGAUUAGACGAGAUGAGAGGAAAUAAUUAUGUUUGAAACAGAAUGUGGUUUGAUGAAUGGAAUAUUAUCAUUAAGAUACGAAAUGUAUGGAAAAUGAUAAUAUAGAAUAAUCACUCCUUGGGGGCAUUUCAUCAACAUUAUUGUCCGACAAGUUAUCGGAUCUGACAACUUUUCUCCCUUUUCUUUGGCUGAGAAGCACUGUUACUAUGGUAACUGUUUGAUAAAUCAUUCGACAGGUCUUUCAAUGAAACGCUCUCAUGAUGGCCAUUUUAAAGUUAUUAUUAUCGUCUUCGGUAUAAUUUUGUAAAGGUGAAUUAUGAUAGUAAUAAAAAUAACAUUGAAAUAGA